Molecule: messenger RNA, 1168 nt
Organism: Salvelinus sp. IW2-2015
Lineage: Eukaryota; Metazoa; Chordata; Actinopteri; Salmoniformes; Salmonidae
Product: exosome complex component RRP40
Biological process (GO): exonucleolytic trimming to generate mature 3'-end of 5.8S rRNA from tricistronic rRNA transcript (SSU-rRNA, 5.8S rRNA, LSU-rRNA); CUT catabolic process; poly(A)-dependent snoRNA 3'-end processing
Cellular component (GO): nuclear exosome (RNase complex); cytoplasmic exosome (RNase complex)
Molecular function (GO): RNA binding
Source: RefSeq, a predicted model, not a curated record
AGAAUAAAUCGAUUUCAGUCCCAGCUCCUGUGGAAUAUUUUAUCAUUAAAGGUCCAGAUGCUCCUUAUUGUGUCCACAUGGUUUGUUUAUUUGUUUGUGUUAUAUUGUCCUAUUUUAUGUAAUUAUUCACGUAGUCACCCAAUUUGUAAGUCGCUCUGGAUAAGAGCGUCUGCUAAAUGACUUAAAUGUAAAUGUAAUGUAUGUUGAUUGGAAUACAAUACACAAGAUAUUACACCUACAGUACAUUUAAGUCACAUUCUUGGUAGUAGUAACUUGUAGUAACCACAUGGGUGCGCUACAACAAAUAUCCUUCCGUUUUUGCUUUUUCUUCCUCGAUUUCCUGUGUCACAUUUAUAGUUUCCCCUAUCAGAAGUGCACAUUUACAGACAUGCUGAGUUGUUUCAAAGAUAAAGUUGGUGAUGUUUUAUUACCAGGAGACGUAUUUUCUUUUCAAAUGCCUGAAAGUAUCACCGACAGCAAACCCGAGAAAGUUGUUUGUGGACCAGGGCUUCGGCGAAACGGAGAUGAAGUUCUCGUUUGCAAAAGCGGAAUCCUCCGACAUAAACAACCGAAUCUGUACUGGAUAGACUCUCAGCAAAGGAGGUAUGUUCCAGGGAAGGGGGAGAGUGUGAUUGGCAUCAUAGCUGCCAAGUCAGGUGACAUCUUCAAGGUGGAUGUAGGGGGGAGUGAGCAGGCGUCACUCUCCUACCUCGCCUUCGAGGGGGCUACCAAGAGGAAUAGACCUAACGUGCAGGUAGGGGACCUGGUGUACUCUCAGUUCAUCAUUGCCAACAAAGACAUGGAGCCGGAGCUGGUGUGUAUAGACAGCUGUGGACGAGCCAACGGGAUGGGGGUGUUUGGAGCAGGCGGGCUUCUCUUCAAGGUGUCCCUGGGACUUGUACGCAGGCUGCUGGCACCCCAGAGUGAGAUAGCCAAGGACCUGGAGAAGAUGUUCCCCUUUGAGAUUGUGGUGGGGAUGAACGGGCGGGUGUGGGUCAAGUCCAAGACCAUCCAGCAGACCCUCAUUGUGGCCAACCUGCUGGAGAGCUGUGAGAACAUGACAGCGCAGCAGCGACAGACGCUCUUCAGAAGGGUGGCCGAUGGAUCCAUCUAGGCUAGGGGACCACUCUGCUCCGGAGAAGGAUGUUUGAGAACUGUCUGAAUUAGU